AUGGCUGACGACAAUAGUUUGGAUGAUUUCUUCGCCAAAAAGGACAAGAGUAAAAAGAAAUCUAAGUCCAAAAUGACUACCACAACAAGUGAAUUAUUGUCACAAAUGGAAGAAAAUCAUGCAAAGAAGCAACGUCAAAAGAGAGAAAAGGAGACAGAAAAGCAGGCUGGAUUAUCAGAUAGAUUAUCAGAUGACUUAAAAGGCACGAAACAAAAGGAAAGUGAAGACUGGCAGGAUUUUGAGGAUGAACAGGAAAAAGAUUAUUCUGGUUUGCGUAUUCAAACUUUACAGAUAGGUAAAGAGGGAAAUGAAGAGCAAGAUGAAGAAGAAGAGGAAGAAAAAGAAGAAGUGGAAAGUGAAAGUAAAACAACCAGAGAUUUAAGUCAAGGUCCAUGGAAACAAUCAACUCCUGCUCCGGCCCCUGUUCAAGAACCAGAAAAACCAAAAGAUGAAACUCCCAAAACAACAGGGAAAUAUAUACCUCCUAGUUUGAGGGGAGGGCCAUCUAGUAGUGCUGCCAGUACACCUUCUAGAAGACCCAUGGGUAAAAAAUCUGCUCCAAAUAUAACCAGUGAAAUGGACUUUCCUUCUUUAGGAGGGAAUAAGGCACCUGUAGUACAAAAUAACAGUGAAUCUAUAGAAAACCCAAAUCAAAGAGGGAAAUUAAAUCUAACAUUAGGAAAUAAAUUCUCAGCUUUACAAAACUGA
This is a messenger RNA of Lottia gigantea (owl limpet), 708 nucleotides long. RefSeq lists its product as hypothetical. Gene Ontology annotation, cellular component: cytoplasm. The record is from RefSeq and is a predicted model, not a curated record. The transcript is spliced from 5 exons. The coding region runs from base 1 to 708 and encodes 235 amino acids. Lineage: Eukaryota; Metazoa; Mollusca; Gastropoda; Lottiidae.